AUGACUCGAGCGCGCGCGCGCGGCGUGGACGCGCGGCGCGCGCGCGACGGCGGCGACGGCGGCGCGCGCGGUCGAACGUGCGUGGUGCAGCGCGACACGCGCGCGGAGGACGGCGACGACGCGAACGAUGGGAUGCUCGCGCUCACGGCGCGCGUGCGCGAGCUGUGCGCGCGCGAUGCGUCGUGCGCGUACGUCGGCGACGGUGAUGGGUCGUCGAACGCGAGCGGGACGCGCGGUGGGGACGGGGGGGCGACGGCGUUGGACGCGUACCCGCCGUAUUGGGCGAAGGUGUUCGCGGCGAAACGCGCGCUGGAGGACGCGGCGUUGAAGUGCGCGAGGGUGAUUUGGGUGGAUUCGGACGCGACGUUUCACGAUUCGCGGUCGGUGUGUGCGGGUGCGCGGUGUGAGACGACGGUUCGGAGCGUUAGCGAGAUCGCGGAGGAGCUCUUCGACGGGAAGGAUUUCUUCUACUCGCGAGACCCGUCGAUGACGCCGCCGGACGAGUAUUGGGGCUCCGAGUUCAACGCUGGGUUCUGGGGAUGCGCGAAUACGACGAGAGGGCGGGAGAUUAUGACUGCUUGGACGAAGACGUACCCGGUCGAGGCGUGGUCCAGGGGUCAGGACGGUCACUGGACGUCGACUGGAAAUUUCGCCGGUUCGACGUACGAGCAGGGCGCCUUCGUGCACUCGGGUCUGCUAAAAAAGUAUAAAGCCGUGGGCGCGAUGAAUGAGGUAGACGCGUGCGCAAUCAACACGCCGUGCGAAUCGCUCAAAGAGGCGUCGAUUCGAGGCGCGCAGGCAUGCCAUUUCGCGGGCGUCUACAAGGAGACAUAUCUCCCAGGAUAUUACGCCGAUGCCAAGGAAGACCACAGCCCUUUUGGGACUCACGAGAGCUCCUACGAGGAUCUGAGUACGACCCUGAGCGCCGUGAGCGAGCCGUUCAUGUCAAAGUGCCAGUACGAUCUCUCCUCAACGGGCGCGGCGCGCACCGGGACGAGCGUCAGCGCCGAGCGUCAAGAUGCCGUCGACGCGGCGCGCGGCGCGCACAAUACCGAUGUCACCAUCAUCGCCGUCGCCGUCGCCUCCGUCGUCACCCUCAUCGGUUACGUCGCCGCUCGUCGUCGCCGCCGUCGAACGACUUCCGCCGAAGAUGAGACCGCUCCGCUCGUGUGA
Molecule: messenger RNA, 1173 nt
Organism: Ostreococcus tauri
Lineage: Eukaryota; Viridiplantae; Chlorophyta; Mamiellophyceae; Mamiellales; Bathycoccaceae
Product: unnamed product
Exons: 1
Coding region: 1-1173 (390 amino acids)
Source: RefSeq, a predicted model, not a curated record